UCAAGGAAUUUGCACACCCUGCAAUGGAGCUUUUCUCUGCAUUGGAUACAGUAGGACCAACCUUAUUUCUUGCAACUGCCAUGUUUGGUUUUGUGUUUCAAAUGACUUCUUUAAUCACAGAGAAAGAACUAAAGCUUCAACAGGCAAUGACAAUGAUGGGUCUUUAUGAUUCUGCAUACUGGUUCUCAUGGCUCACAUGGGAGGGAAUCAUAACACUUCUCUCAUCACUUUUCAUCGUUCUCUUCAGAAUGAUGUUUCAGUUUGAUUUUUUCCUUAAGAACAAUUUUCUGGUCUUGUUCCUUGUCUUCUUUCUUUUCCAACUCAAUAUGCUUGGUUUUGCCUUUAUGUUGUCAGCCUUCAUAAGCAAGUCAUCUCCAUCCACAACUGUGGGUUUCUCCAUAUUUAUUGUUGGUUUUAUGACCCAGCUUGUUACAGCAUUUGGAUUUCCCUAUUCUGAUAGCAUCUCCAGAACCUAUCGAAUCCUCUGGUCAUUAUUCCCACCUAAUCUUCUUGCCAAAGCUCUGCAGAUACUCGCUGGUGUAACAUCCAAUCCUCUAGAUAUUGGGGUUAACUGGAGUAGAAGAACAAAAGUGUGCACUAAUGAUGAUGACUGUGCUAUAACAAUUGUAUGUAAACACAUUGAUCCUCAAACUCAAAACAUUUAUGAUAGGUUAUUAGUCCUUUGGACACCAAAACCAAAAAAAAAUAUGAUCUUUGAGGAAAUAUCUAAAAACUAG
This is a messenger RNA of Prunus avium (sweet cherry), 737 nucleotides long. NCBI's taxonomy places the organism in Eukaryota, Viridiplantae, Streptophyta, Magnoliopsida, Rosales, Rosaceae. The record is from RefSeq and is a predicted model, not a curated record.